This is a messenger RNA of Quercus robur (English oak), 853 nucleotides long. RefSeq lists its product as uncharacterized. The coding region runs from base 77 to 643 and encodes 188 amino acids. Lineage: Eukaryota; Viridiplantae; Streptophyta; Magnoliopsida; Fagales; Fagaceae. The transcript is spliced from 5 exons. The record is from RefSeq and is a predicted model, not a curated record.
AUAUAUAUAUAUAUAUACAUGCAUCUAAUUCGUUCUUCAUUGUAUUUUGUUUCAGCUUUCAAGAAGAAACCACACAAUGUAUCCAACUGUGAAGGUGAGGGUAAAUGAACAAGAUGAUCAGUUUCCUCCCAGAAAUCACGAUAAUGGAUCAAUGCUGUUUUUAAGUCUUAUGGAUUCCCUGUCCAUACAAGCAAAGGAGAAUCGGAUUGAUUCCCCUUCAUCUAUUGCUGGAGUCACAAAGGCUCGUGUCCCAAACUUCUCAGCACAAUUGAUUUCUACGUCCAAAGGAACGGUGAAGAAAAACAACAAACAAGCUGAUAAGAGUGGUGAACAGAAUAGAGCUAAUUCAGCUCCACGCCCACGAGCUAUCCUAUCCAGUCCUGAUAACGAUGGGAUGAUUGGAAGUCAGAACAAAUUAAUGGAAGAAAAAUCUUCGGAUUAUAGUAUAACAAAGAAGAUGCAAGCCCAAACUAAGGUUGUGCAUAAUCAGGUAAAGGCAGCAAGGCCUCUAAACACCAAAAAAGUCUCCCAUGGGGUAUCGGAUGACAAGAGUGGCCCUAAGCAAAGAAAACUUCAUGAACCUGUAAUCCAAAAACAGAAGCCCCGUUUUAGAGAAGGAAAAUCAAGCCUCAAUGCAAAGUAAAUUUCUACCAAAUGCUGCAUUAUGCUUGUACUUUUGCUUUUAGUAUUAUGCAUUUUAAAGUUCAUGUUUUGAAUAGGCCAAAUGGCUUGUUCCCUUCAUGAUGUUGGGUCUUCAACUUUUCAUGUGUAAUGUAUAAGUACCCUAUAAGGCUUUUGAGAACAUAAGUAUUGAGAAACUUCAUUUUGAAUUGUACUCGCACCUUGAAUCCUA